AUGCCAGCUGAAGGGGAACAGCACUGCGUGCCCCCCAUUAGGGUCUGCUCAGACCCCAGGGAUGGGCUGGCCAUCUCUGCCUUCGUCUCACUCAUCAUCACGGGCCGCUUCCUGGUGGCGGCGAUGCUGCUGCUGCUGGUGGAGGUGAGCAACAUCUUCCUCACCACGCGCAUGCUGCUGAAGAUGAGCAACGUGCCUUCCCCGGUGCUCUACGAGGUCAACAAGUACGUCAACCUGGUGAUGUACUUCGCCUUCCGCCUGGCGCCCCAGGCCUACCUCACCUGGUACUUCCUACGCUACGUGGAGGUGCAGGGCCAGGGUGCCUUUCUCAUGGCCAACCUCUUGCUGCUUGAUGCCAUGAUCCUCAUGUACUUCUCCCGCCUCCUGCGCUCCGACUUCUUCCCCUCCUUGCACAAGGCCUCUGCAGGGAGAGACGUGGACGGGGAGAAGUUUCUAAUAGACUGAGAGACAUGUAUGCCGGGGCAGGAGCCAGUCUCCAGCUCCCGGAGGCCUCAGGCCCUCCAUACCUGCUCUGAUGUGCCUUAGGGCUCGCUCCCUGGCCACAGGCCCAGCCUUCGCCCGCUCUGCUGCCUACAAGCACCACCCUGCUGGACCAGUCUGACAGCCUUGCAAAGCCACGGGGAUGCUGCCAAAGCCAGGGGCCAAACCGAGGGGAAGGGAGCCAAAGCCGGUUUCUGUGCAGGGCACUUAAGGGCCAGGGGUGGCCGCCUUUCGCAGCUGAUGGCCUGAGAGUUGCAAGGGAAGGGACGAGUCCCUCCUGUGUUGUUGUUGUUACAUGCAU
Molecule: messenger RNA, 802 nt
Organism: Struthio camelus australis
Lineage: Eukaryota; Metazoa; Chordata; Aves; Struthioniformes; Struthionidae
Source: RefSeq, a predicted model, not a curated record